AUGCCUGAAUGGCGCGAUGAAUACCUCGCUUCCCUCCGCGAGCAGGAGCGGAACAAUCCCGUGAACCUCGAGCUCGUCGAACUAUGCUCGCAGCUGACCGAUCGCGUCGCGGCACUCGAGGCUGAGAAGGAAGCGCUCGCAGCGACGACAAAGCUGCCGGCAAAGGCCGGUGCAAAGGCUGCUGCUCCCGUGGAUGGUGCCGACCCCGUUGCCGCGCAGCUCCGAUUCGACCUCGCCGAAGCCCUACGAUCGAAAGGUUCCCUGCAGUCUCGGGCGAAAAAGGCCGAGGACGAGCUUGUCGAGUUACGCAACAAGACCAAGACAGAUACCCACGAGUUGAGGGCCCUCACGUCGGAGAAGGCUGCCCUCGUCACCAAAUUACGUGACCGCGAACACGAAAUCAAGGAAAAAAGAAAAUUGAUCGAGGACGUCCAAGACGAGAUGAUCACAUUAAACCUUCAGGUUGCCAUGGCCGAGAAAGAGCGUGACAAGGUCAAGAGAGAGAACAAGGAGCUCAUUGACCGCUGGAUGAAGAGAAUGGCCCAGGAAGCUGACGCCAUGAACCUCGCCAACGAACCACACUUUGACAACAAGCGAUGA
Molecule: messenger RNA, 600 nt
Organism: Verticillium alfalfae VaMs.102
Lineage: Eukaryota; Fungi; Ascomycota; Sordariomycetes; Glomerellales; Plectosphaerellaceae
Product: autophagy protein
Exons: 3
Coding region: 1-600 (199 amino acids)
Source: RefSeq, a predicted model, not a curated record